This is a messenger RNA of Aricia agestis (brown argus), 3381 nucleotides long. RefSeq names its product alpha-aminoadipic semialdehyde synthase, mitochondrial (gene LKRSDH). Gene Ontology annotation, cellular component: cytoplasm. Bases 104 to 2896 code for a protein of 930 amino acids. The transcript has 20 exons. The record is from RefSeq and is a predicted model, not a curated record. NCBI's taxonomy places the organism in Eukaryota, Metazoa, Arthropoda, Insecta, Lepidoptera, Lycaenidae. Gene Ontology annotation, molecular function: saccharopine dehydrogenase activity.
GUAAACACAUUAGUGUAGCGAACGAGGAGCGAGGCGGCCGUAUCGCUAUUUAUCAUUUUAUAUACUUAAUUAAAUCAACAUUUGAUUAACGCGUCCGAGUAAAAUGUUGUACAGAUCGGCGGCUCUUCGCACGAAGAGACACGUGUUGAAGAAUCUCGCUUACUAUUCCACGUCUAAGAAUCGUCGUGUGAUAGCAAUCCGUCGUGAGGACCAGUCAGUAUGGGAGCGGCGCGCGCCCUUCGCCCCCGCCAACGUCAACCGGCUCGUCCGAAAGGGCGUCAAGGUCAUCGUGCAGCCCUCCAACCGCAGGGCCUACCCUAUGCAGUCGUACAUAAACGCUGGCGCGGUAGUCCAGGAGGACAUCAGCGAGGCCGGCGUUAUAUUCGGCGUGAAGCAGACGCCGGUGGACCUGCUCAUCCCCAACAAGACCUACUGCUUCUUCUCGCACACCAUCAAGGCGCAGGAGGCUAACAUGCCCAUGCUCGACGCGAUAUUGGCCAAGAACAUUCGUCUGAUAGACUACGAGAAGCUGAUGGACGACGCGGGCAACCGCGUGGUGGCGUUCGGCAAGUACGCCGGGGUGGCCGGCAUGAUCAACAUCCUGCACGGCCUGGGCCUGCGGCUGUUGGCGCUAGGCCACCACACGCCCUUCAUGCACGUGGGUCCGGCGCACAACUACCGCAACUCGAGCAUGGCGCGCCAGGCGAUCCGCGACGCCGGGUACGAGGUGGCGCUGGGCAUGAUGCCCAAGUCGCUCGGACCGCUCACCUUCGUAUUUACCGGAUCCGGGAAUGUAUCACAGGGAAGUCAAGAAAUCUUCCAAGAGCUUCCCCACGAGUACGUACCACCGGAAAUGCUGCGGAAGGUUGCUGAGCAUGGCAGUCCUAAUAAGAUCUACGGGUGCGAGGUGCGGCGUCGACACCACCUGGUGCGCAAGAACGGCGGCGGGUACGACGCGCAGGAGUACGAGGAGCACCCCGAGAGAUACAUCUCCACCUUCGCGCAGAAGAUAGCGCCGUACACCUCCGUGCUGGUGAACUGUAUCUACUGGGCGGUGGGCAGCCCCAAGCUGCUGACCAUCCCCGACGCCAAGCACCUGCUCGUCCCCACACUCACGCCCUGGCUGCCGCAGAGCAUCGGCGCGCCGGCGCUGCCGCAUCGGAUGCUGGCGAUCUGCGACAUCUCGGCGGACCCGGGCGGCUCCAUCGAGUUCAUGAACGAGUGCACCACCAUCGACACGCCCUUCUGUCUUUACGACGCCGACCGGAACAAGGACACCAAGAGCUUCAAGGGUCCGGGUGUGCUGGUGUGCUCCAUCGACAACAUGCCGACGCAGCUGCCGCGAGAGUCCACCGACUUCUUCGGCGACCUGCUCUACCCCUACUCCGAGGACAUCAUGGCAUCUGAUGCCACUAAACCGCUGGAGGACCACAAGUUCUCGCCCGUCGUGCAGGGGGCGAUCAUCACUAGCAACGGAAAGCUAACACCGCCCUUCGAGUACAUCAACGAGCUCCGAAUGUCCAAUAUCCGAUCUCGACACAAGGUGGAGGGCGGGGACCAGCAGACGCCGGUGCUGGUGCUGGGGUCGGGGCUGGUCUCCGCGCCCGUCGUCGAGUACCUCGCCCGCGACUCCAACAUCGCCGUCACCGUCGCGUCCCACGUGCGCGAGGAGGCGGACGCGCUAGCGGAGCGGUACGGCGUGCGCGCGGAAUACCUGGCGGCGGGUGACCAGAGCGCGCUGCGGGCGGCGGCGGCGCGCGCGCGGGUCGUCGUGUCCCUGCUACCGUAUGACCUGCACGCAGCCGUCGCGCGUGCGUGUCUCAGUGCGGGCGCGCAUCUGGUCACCGCGUCGUAUGUGCAGCCCGGCGUGCUGGAACUGCAUGACGAGGCCCAGGAGCAGGGUCUGACGUUCCUGAACGAGGUGGGCCUGGACCCGGGCAUUGACCACCUGCUGGCGCUGGAAUGCAUCCACGACGUGCAGAGCCACGGCGGCCGCGUCGACUCCUUCGUCUCCUACUGCGGAGGUCUGCCGGCGCCGGAGUUCAGCGACAACCCGCUGCGGUACAAGUUCUCGUGGAACCCGCGCGGCGUGCUGCUCAACACCGUCUCCGCCGCCAAGUACCUCAGCAGGGGACAGAUAGUGGAGGUGCUGAGCGGCGGCGAGCUGAUGUCUGUGGCCCGCGAGCUGGACUUCCUGCCCGGGUUCGCGUUCGAGGGCUUCCCCAACCGCGACAGCACCAAGUACUCCGCGCUAUACGGCAUCGAGGACGCGCACACCAUGUUCCGCGGCACGCUGCGGUACAAAGGUUUCGCAGAGACGAUGAAGGCGCUGCAGCUGUUCGGGUACGUGGACCCCAACCCCCACCCCUCCCUGCACCCCGACGGCCCGCAGAUCACAUGGGCGGAGUUUGCAUGCGAGCUACUCGGUCUGAUGGACUCCUCCAUCUUCUACGAGAACCUCAAGACGCGCGUGGCGGAGCGGCUCGGCGGCGCGGGGGCGCAGGCGCUAGAGUCGCUGGGGCUGCUGGGCAACGAGCCCAUAGUCAAGUGCAACUCGCCCCUCGACACUGUUAGCCACUACCUCGGCAAGCGGCUGCAGCUAGACGCGGGCGAGACGGACCUGGUGGUGCUCCGGCACGAGAUCGGCGUGACGUGGUCGGACGGGCGGCGCGAGCGGCGCGAGGUGACCAUGGCCGUGCGCGGCGGGCCCACGCACACCGCCAUGGCGCGCACCGUCGGCCUGCCCACCGCCAUCGCCGCCAAGAUGGUGCUGGACGGUGAGCUUCAGGAGCGCGGUGUGGUGCUCCCCUUCUCGCCGGUGGUGUACAAGUCGCUGCUAUCGCGACUACGCGCCGAGGGCAUCACUGCCAAGGAGGUCAUCAAGCCGCUCAAUUAAACGUGAUCACUGUCGAGAAGAUAUUAUAAAUCGUGGUCACAGUCUGCUCGAUGAAACACUACAUUAAUAUAACAGUCGAAAGACACACAAGUCGUGAUCACAAUCUGCACAGUGCAAAAUAGUCGUGGUCACACUUUGCUCAAAAAUUUCUGUGGUGGUCAUAAAGAAGCGCUUGAAUGAGCGGUCAUUAUAUCGCCAUCGUGAGCGAAACGUGACGCUCAAUCAAACGUUCUUCGUGAUCGCACUUCGCUCAUUUAAACAUUGGCCAUGCGUGGUCAUACUUCGAAUUGAUGGUCAGUAAAUCGUUACAAUGUUUGUCUAUAUGCUACUUCUACAAGCUAAAAGUGCAACGAUAGAUAACAUUUGGAAUUAAUCAAAAUAUGUAGUAUAAAUUAUUAUUGUCUAAGGUGACCAUGAAAUGACGAUGGAUUUUAUAGCCCUACAGGCUCAAAAUGAAUAAUAAUAGAUUUUGUUUAAUAAAUUCU